Molecule: messenger RNA, 8230 nt
Organism: Spea bombifrons (plains spadefoot toad)
Lineage: Eukaryota; Metazoa; Chordata; Amphibia; Anura; Pelobatidae
Gene: ACAN
Product: aggrecan
Exons: 19
Coding region: 468-5921 (1817 amino acids)
Biological process (GO): cell adhesion
Molecular function (GO): calcium ion binding; hyaluronic acid binding
Source: RefSeq, a predicted model, not a curated record
UCUUCCACCUCUCUGUCACAAGUCUCUUACCCCUGGACUUCUGCCUACCUUUUGCAGGAGGCUCCAGCACACUUACUAAUCAGUAGGCAUUUCCAGGAGGUAUCCCAGAAAAAAGUUAACAGGAGGAGUCUAAAAGUCAGUACCCUGCUAAACUUGGUCUGAUUGUGAAAAAAAAUUCUUUCCUUCCAACUCAAGUUACAAUACACUACAGCCCUGCUGCUUCUCCUGCUGCUGCCACUGCCUGCAAGGAACCUGACACACUUACCAUUAAAGGGGAUUUUGCUUUCUACUGAAGGUAGAAGGCAAAGAAAACAUCUGGAGACUGUGAAGGAAGCAUCUUUAAAGAAUAGUGCCAAGAUUUUUGCCUUCUCCAACAGAGACAAGAAUAACCAACACAACUUUCUUAUCUACCAGGUGUAUGGGACAUACAUAAUUGAAACACUGCACUGAACUCUUAAAGGUAAACUAUGACCACUUUACUCUUAGUGUUUGUGUGUUUGCGAGUCAUCGCUGCAGCAAUUUCUGUAGAGAUUCCAGACCAUGGUAACGCACUGAGUGUGAGUAUACCAACAGAGUCACCCUUGAGUGUCCAGCUUGGACAACCCCUAACCAUUCCCUGCUAUUACAUCAAUGCCUUGGAACAUUUGACUGUGGCCCCCUCAACGGCACCUUUAACACCAAGGAUCAAGUGGAGCAGACAUAACAAGGGACGGGAGACUGUUCUGCUGGUGGCCACCGAUGGCCAUGUUCGUAUAAAUGAUGCGUACAAAGAUCGGAUUUCUAUGCCAAACUACCCAAUGAUCCCUACUGAUAUUUCCCUGGAAAUUGCAAACCUGCUAUCUGCAGAUACAGGAAUCUACCGCUGUGAAGUGAUGCAUGGAAUUGAGGACAGUCAGGACACAAUAGAGGUUAAUGUGAAAGGGAUUGUUUUCCACUACAGAGCAAUUUCUACCAGAUACACUUUGAACUUUGAGAACGCCAAAAAAGCCUGUAUUCAGAACAGUGCAACCAUAGCUACUCCGGAGCAGCUUCACGCAGCAUAUGAUGAUGGUUAUCACCAAUGUGAUGCUGGUUGGCUCUCAGAUCAGACUGUUCGUUAUCCCAUCCAUGAUCCACGCGAAGCCUGCUAUGGUGACAAAGACAUAUUUCCAGGAGUGAGAACGUAUGGUGUUAGAGAGACAGAUGAAACAUAUGAUGUCUACUGCUUUGCCGAGGAAAUGCAAGGUGAAGUGUUUUAUGCAACAUCUCCUGAAAAGUUCACCUUCCAAGAAGCAGAACAGCAAUGCCAAAGACUUGGUGCCAGGCUGGCCACCACUGGGGAGUUAUAUUUGGCAUGGCAGACUGGCAUGGAUGUCUGCAGUGCAGGUUGGCUUGGAGAUCGCAGCGUUAGAUACCCUAUAUCCAUAGCACGUCCAAAUUGUGGUGGAAACCUAGUCGGAGUAAGAACGGUUUAUCUUCACCCCAACCAGACUGGAUAUCCUGAUCCACUGUCUCGUUACGAUGCAAUCUGCUAUAAUGAUGAUGCUGACAACAUCACCAUUCAAACAGUAACCCAGCCAGGGCUGGAGAUCAUCCUACAGCGCAAUGCAAGCGAAGUGGAAGCCCGUGGAAGUAUUGCUACACUGGAACAGGUGGACUUUACUCUAACACCUUCUGAAGAGGGGUUCACAGCUACUCCAGAGCUGGUUUCAACAGAGGGCUUCCUUGAAAAUGUUACAGAAGAAGGCAUCCAGUUGUGGCUGGAAAAUGUUACUGCUCUCCCUACUCUAGAAGCCACUGCAACAGCAGAAGAUGUGACCGCCUUACCAGAGAUAACUGCAACGGCUGGGGAAGUUGAAAUAAUUCCUGCAACUGCUGUUGUUGAAGUUGGAAAACCCGUUUCUGAGUCUGGUGUUGUGUUUCAUUAUCGUGCUGGAUCCAGUCGAUACUCCCUCAAUUUCACUCAGGCCAAACAGGCCUGUCUGGACAACAAUGCUGUUAUCGCCAGCCCUGCUCAACUACAAGCUGCCUAUGAAGCUGGAUUCGAUCAAUGUGACGCUGGAUGGAUAUCAGACCAAAGUGUCAGAUACCCAAUCGUCAACCCUCGAGAAAACUGCAAUGGUGACAAGAAUGGAUUUCCUGGGGUCCGUAACUAUGGAGUGGUGAAUCCUGAAGAAGUUUAUGAUGUGUAUUGUUAUAUUGAUUCUCUAAGAGGUGAAGUGUUUUUUGCAACUAAACCAGAUCAGUUCACUUUCCAAGAAGCAAAGGAUUUUUGCGAGAGCAAGAAUGCCACCUUAGCCUCAACUGGACAACUAUAUGGCGCCUGGAAAAAUGGACUGCACAAGUGCAGGGCAGGCUGGCUAGCUGAUGGAAGCAUCCGUUACCCCAUUGUGACACCACGUCGGGCUUGUGGGGGAGACCAGCCUGGAGUGAGAACAGUUUAUGUUCAUCCAAAUCAAACAGGGUUCCCUGAUCCCUUAUCAAAACAUCAUGCUUUUUGCUUUAAAGCUCACCCAGUCUUAGAUGUUCCAGCUACUACAUCGAUUGAAGAAGAACUUUUUGUGACUCAGGUGGUUCCUGGCUUGGAGUGGCAACCUUCUGGAGAAGGGACAACUGCGGAACCAGAGAUUUCCACUGAAUUUGAGAAUCAGACAGACUUGUGGUUGGCAAAUGUUACUGCUGUCCCAACUGUUGAGAUAUUAACAGUGAGCCCUUCAGCCAUUCCUCCUGUGAGUACAGUUACUGAACAAAUAAGUGGAGAAUCAUCUGCAGUAGCCAGUGGGGUUAGUGGUGAACCUUCUGGAGACAUUUCAGGAGAGCCUAGUGGAGAAGUCUCAGGAAUCGAGGAAAGUGGAUUGCCAUCAGGACUUGAAAUAUCAGGGUUUCCUGAAGUUAGUGGAGAAGAAAGUGGUGUGUCUGGAGUAAGUGGUCUUCCUUCUGGAGAUGUUUCUGGUGAGCUGCCAUCAGGUGAAAUCAGUGGACUACCAUCCGGAUUGCCUUCUGGGGAUGAAGAAAUUUCUGGAACAGUUAGUGGGCUGUCUUCUACGUCAAUAGAUAUUAGUGGAUGGUCUUCUGGAGACAUUAGUGGAGAACCAUCUGGCCUUGAAUUACCUAGUGGUUUGCCAUCUGGGUUUGUGAGUGGUCUUCCAUCUGGUAUUGAAGAUAUUAGUGGACUUCCUUCUGGUUUCCCAACUAUUACUCAUGUGGAUACAACAUGGAUAGAAGGUGCAACAAAGGCACCUGAAACAGAAGCAGAAGGAAAAGGAGAAACAGAAUUUAGUGCUUCCGGUGAAAUAUCUGGGCUGCCAUCAGGUGACUUAAGUGGUAUACCUUCAGGAUUUGAACUAAGUGGUGAGUCUUCUGGAUUAGAAGUCAGUGGAUUGUCUUCUGGAAUUGAUGUGAGUGGAGAGGUUUCUGGGUUUGUUGACAUCAGUGGAGAACCCUCUGGAUUUGAUGUUAGUGGAAUUACUUCUGGAUUAAUAGAAAUAAGUGGGGAUAUAUCUGGAGUGCCUGAUAUUAGCGGGGACAUUUCUGGCGUAGCUGAUAUUAGUGGGGACAUUUCUGGCGUAGCUGAUAUUAGUGGGGACAUUUCUGGCGUAGCUGAUAUUAGCGGGGACAUUUCUGGAGUAGCUGAUAUUAGCGGGGACAUUUCUGGCGUAGCUGAUAUUAGCGGGGACAUUUCUGGCGUAGCUGAUAUUAGCGGGGACAUUUCUGGCGUAGCUGAUAUUAGCGGGGACAUUUCUGGCAUAAUCGAUAUUAGUGGGGACAUUUCUGGCAUAAUCGAUAUUAGUGGGGACAUUUCUGGCAUAAUCGAUAUUAGUGGGGAACAAUCUGGUAUAACUGGCAUUAGUGGUGAUGAAAUUUCUGGAGUCCUUGACAUUAGCGGAGAUUUGUCAGGUUUAAGUGGAGAAACAUCUGGGAUAUUAGACAUUAGUGGUGACUUAUCUGGCUUGAGUGGUGACUCAUCAAGUGUGACAGAUUUAAGUGGGGGAUAUUCUGGAAUAGUAGACUUUAGUGGUGAAUCCUCUGGAAUUCUUGACAUAAGUGGACAGCCUUCUGGCAUAUUUGACAUUAGUGGUCUUGCCUCUGGUAUUUUUGAGGAAAGUGGUGAAGCUUCUGGUGUCACUUUUAUAGAUGAAAGCUUAAAACAAGUUAUUCAACCAACAGAGAAGGAAGAGGAAGGGAAAGGGUCGGUGGAAGUAAGUGGCUUUUUCUCUGGAGAUGAAGGUCUCUCUGGUGAUGUAUCAGGUGUGUCUGGGGCUAGUGGCGAGCCUUCAGGCUUUAUAGAUAUAAGUGGUUUUAUUUCCGGAGGGGUCCCUAGUGGUGAAGUAGAUAUUAGUGGAAUUUCAAGUGGAGAUACAUCUGGAAUUGCAUUUGUGAGUGGUUUGCCUUCUGGGAUUGAAGAUGUAAGUGGUUUUUCUGGAAUCCCUCCCAUAUCUCAUGUUGAUAUCACGUUAAUUGAGCUUCCAACAAAAGAUCCUGUCACCCAGGAGGCAGGCGAGGGCCCAUCAGGAAUAUUUGAGGUUAGUGGAUUUUCUUCAGGAGAAGCAUCAGCCGAAGCAUCUGGAGCUAAUGUGAUAAGUGGAUCCGGAAAGCAAGAAGUUAGUGGAGAGUUUUCUAGCACUGAUGCUUCUGGUUUUUCUGGUGUCACGUUUAUCACUGAUGAUAUAUUUGAGGUUGUGACAAAACCAACAGUUUCACAAGAGCUAGGUGGAGUAACCUUACCAUAUGUAAUAGAAACAUCGGCUUCAGGUGAUAUUAGUGGUGAAAUUUCCCCUGACACCAGUGGAGAAUCUUCUGGAACUCCACUAGCUAGUGGGGUCACUGAACUAUCUCUUGAAGGAAGCACAGAAAGCAGCGCAGACAUCUCUGGACAUUCUCCAGCUUCUACUCCAGAUUUCUCAGGUGAAACAUCUGUGCCUGAUAUUAUUAUCAGCACUUCUGAACCAGAAUCUGAAAUACUACUUCCAUCAAAGUCACCUGAAUAUGCUCGUGAAGAAACUGAGCUAUCUACAGCGAUGUCAUCAGCAGCACCAAGUCUGACCGAUGUGACUGAAGUUGAAGGAAUUAUUGGAACAUGUGCUGAUCUGACAUGCGGGGCUGGAACAUGUGUAGAAAAGGAAGGGAGAGUUUCUUGUAAGUGCCCGCCAGGAUACGGAGGCGACCACUGUGAUAUAGACAUUGAUGAGUGCUACUCAAGCCCCUGUGUGAAUGGAGCUACCUGCGUUGAUGGCAUCGACUCAUUCAAAUGCUUAUGCCUUCCCAGCUACGGAGGGGACCUGUGUCAGAUCGAUCUGGAGGUGUGUGAGGAAGACUGGACUAAAUUCCAAGGUCAUUGCUACAAACACUUUUCUGACAGAGAAACUUGGGUGGAUGCAGAGAAUCAGUGUCGAAACCAUCAAGCUCAUCUAUCUAGCAUCCUUUCACCUGAAGAACAAGAGUUUGUGAAUGGCAAUGCACAAGACUAUCAGUGGAUUGGGCUGAAUGACAAAAUUAUUGAAAAUGACUUCCGUUGGUCUGAUGGAAACCCUUUGCAAUAUGAAAACUGGAGGCCAAACCAGCCUGAUAAUUUCUUUGCAACUGGUGAGGAUUGUGUAGUGAUGAUCUGGCAUGAAAAGGGAGAAUGGAAUGAUGUGCCAUGUAAUUACCAUCUGCCAUUUACAUGCAAAAAAGGAACAGUGGCUUGUGGCGAUCCUCCAGUGGUACCAAAUGCAGCAACAUUGGGACGAAAGAAAGAGCGGUAUGAAAUUAACUCAUUAAUCCGGUACCAGUGUAACCAGGGCUAUCUACAACGCCACGUACCUAUAAUCCGGUGCCUACCAAGUGGGCACUGGGAUGAGCCACGGAUACAGUGCAUAGAUCCUUCCACUUUCAGACACAAGAGAAGCCUCAGAAGUCGACGGAGAGCUAUUGCCAAAGCCGCACAGAAAAAUGCCCAUUAAAAAAAGCAAACACACAAAAAACAUAUUGUAAAGAACAUUUAUAUUAACAAUGUCAAUUUGUUUUUGUUUUGUCAUAUAAGGAGUUUAUAUUCAACAAAACCCAAGCUGUAUAUAAAAAAAGCACCAAAGCAAAUUAGGUUUCAGCAUUUUUUUACUAAUGGUCAAAGAAGUGCCUUUUGUAGUGCUCAUGCUGUGCCUUUCUUCUGAGGGUUUAAAGGAGAGCGGAAAGAUGUUUUGAAGAAGUAGAAAGGCAAUGUGAAGCCAUAAAGACUAAUGUCCCAUUGUUUUAAUUAAUUAUAACAUGACUAUAAUGUGAUAUUUUUAUUAUUUAAACUCCAGGCUGGCCGAAUGAAUUAAAAAAAAAAUUAUAUAUAUAUAUAAAAAUAUAUUAAAGGUUACAAACUUACAUUGCACGUCAAAAACCUUGAAUGAAUAAUUGUGAUCUGUUGCUGAAUGUAUUUUAAAUGUGAGAGGACAAAGGGGUGGGGUAGGUGGGUAUUUUAGACGAGAAGGCUCUGUCCACGACUUCUUAGAAAUCAGCGAUGAGAAAGCUAAAAGCCGGCUCUCAGACCCCUGUGUACUAAAACUCACAUCAGGGUCAGCCAGCCAACAAGAGUUUCGUAAUCCCUGAGCUGAUUUAGAAGGAGUCAUUAACCAUUUGUUCACUGCAUGUGCUACAGUGCAAUAUUAAUUGGGAAGGCUAUUCACAUGCAUAUAUAGAGAGAGAAAGCCUUCUAUAAAUUACAAGUAUUGCUCAGAUAAAUCACAACUGGGAUAUAAAUAAGGGAAGCACAAUUUAAAUAAUCUUCUGCAGGGGCAUCUCUAUUCCAGAUCAUAUUCUAAUGCAAACCUACCCAUAGUUUGCCAAAAUGGCCCCUGCACUUGCACAAUAGUUUAAAAAGCCUGGACAUGUAAGCACCCAAAAUGCAUUGUCCUUAAUGGGUUUAAGGACAACCCGUUGUCCUUAAGGGGUUAAUAGUACCUAUGCCAGUGGAAUUCAGUCACCACCAUCCUAUUCCAGCACUUAAGGGGGUUAAAGAUACUUUGGGACCUUUGCACACAAAUGGUAUUCAAAUACUGCACUUAUAAUAAUGCACUUAGUUGACAAAAAAUGCAGGUUUUUACAUCAACAUCUUUAACGUUUUUGUUAAAAAAAAAUACAUACAUCUUGAGAAACCUGCAUAAAAAAAGCCAAAUAGAAUCAUUGUGUUUUACACCGUCUGGCUGAAUAGAUGAUUGUCUAUAAAUCAGGGCGUCUUAUUUAGAGAGCACUAAGCAGUCUUUGAUAAUGCAAAGGUAAAGGACUACAUGUCCUAGCAUGCUUGGCCUAGACAGGAAGUCCACAACACCUGCGGUGUCAAAGAUUUGAUGUUCCUGCUCGUGGACGUUCAACGUAUAUCGAUAUUUUCCUCAGAAUCAAGACUAACUUAUGGGUCUUGACAACCAUUUGCUUAAGUUUUAAAAUAGACUUGUCACUCAAAAAUAUAUAUAAAUAUAAAUAUAUAUAUCUUCUGGCAUCAUAUAUAUAUAUAUACACACAAAAUGUAUAUCUUCGGUUAGAAAGAGGAGGAGAUUUGCUCAAAUGCCCAAUUGACAUUUAAUGUAAGCGGAAAUACUCGGGGGGGGCACAAAUUUUUGUAGGUGACGGGUCUAAUUUCAGAAGAAAAAAAUAUAGUAGUACCCUAAUUUAUAUAAACAUUACUUGUGGCAGAUAUUUUACCAAGAGCCACAUAAGGACUCAUGCCAGUCACAGGCCUAGUCAUGGGAACCAGUGUCUUUGUACAAACACUUUGCCUCCCCGGUGAUAAAAUGUGCUGUCCGGCUAACAAUGGUGAAACAGCAUGGCAUUAUGUGGACAGGUUUGCCAAAAGCGUGAGAAAAGAAUAUUCCACCAUUACUCUACUUCCCCUGCAUUUACAGCGACACCUAAUAUUUAAUUUGUAACAUCUUCCCAUAGUACGACAUUUGCUUCCAUGGCCCAUCUGCUCUCCGGGGACCAUGCAGUGCAUGAUGUUUCCGUGCACCUAUUUAUAUUACAGUAAUAAUAAUGUUAUUAAAAAAAACAAUUGGAGCACUAAUUUUGUUUUAUUUUCUAUUUAAAUGAAGUUGCAAUAAUCUCCUAGACGUCUAAAGGAGUCUCUGUGUGUAAUGUCAUGUACAACGUUUUUUUUUUUUGUAAAAAAGCAAAACAAAGAUUUUAUAAAAUUUGUGCACAGAAAAGACAAAGAGAAUGAUGUUUCUAACAAUGAAAAAAACAACACUUUGUGAAACAUGUAUAAUAAAAUGCAAACCUGUUUUAUUUCCUGCUG